Molecule: messenger RNA, 947 nt
Organism: Opisthocomus hoazin
Lineage: Eukaryota; Metazoa; Chordata; Aves; Opisthocomiformes; Opisthocomidae
Source: RefSeq, a predicted model, not a curated record
AUGCAGACUCUGUGCUCCCACACAGGUCCAGGAGCCAGCAGCACGCUUCCUACCCAGGCGCUGGGACUGGCAGGUUGGAUCUGGACCAGAGAAUGUCAAAAAGAAAUAGAAAGAGAGAAAAAAGAAUAUUAUAAAAAACAUCUGUCAUUACAAAAAGACCUGGAAGCGAAAUACCGGGAUACAAUCACAGAGAAUCGUCGCACGGUUGCUCACCUGGAGCUGGAGCUUGAAAAGGAACGCAACAGAACCCUGAGUUACCGUGAAGCCCUCGUGUCCCAGAGUCGCAAACUAGUAGAAGAAAGAAGGAUCCUUGAACAGGAGCAGGAGAAGUUAGAGCGAGAAAAACAAGUCCUUUUGCAUUCGGGAGCAGCAGGUAACUUGUACCAGAGUUGUCUGGCAAAGGAAGAAGAGUGGCAAAAGAGAGCUAAUAUUUUACUAAAAGAAUUUGAAGAGGGACUUAAAGAAAGACAGGACAUCUACUGCAGUCUUCUUGUACCCAGAAGCCAGAGACUAGAAAUAGAGAAAAGUCUGCUAGUUAAAGCAGCAACUGAUCCUGUUGCUAUGGCUCUACAUAUGGAAAGUGGCUUAAAAGAUAUUUUCAGACAUGAUCGCUACUGUGGCAAUCUGAUGAACAGGAACAAAAGUCAAAAUGGAAGACUUAUGUGGCUGUAUCUGAAAUACUGGGAACUAGCUAUUGAGCUACAGAAGUUCAAGAGGGCAGAAAAGGCCAUAUUAGGAAAACAAUAAGUGGGGGAAAUAAUGGGAUUUCAUGUGAUCCACCAUGCAUAGUAGGGGCAAUCUCAGUUGUAGUCCAAAGCUGUUAAAUUCUCCUGCUGUGUUUCCGUAUCUCCUCUUCGUUGCACUUGUAUUUGCAUGGGACGUGCAGUGUUGGUGCCUUUCCUUUCACUGUCUAACAACAGAGGCUUCGGUGAGCUACGCAUGCUCUU